AUGCCGCGGAGGCUCUCCAGGUGGCUCCUCGGCGCGCUGCUGCCGGCAGCAGCCCCGCUGCAGCUGGACGGCCACGGGGACCCGCAGGACGCCCACGGCGCUGGCGAGCAGGGCCUCCUGAAGCUCGCCGGCCGGCAGCUUGUGACAGUGGGCGCGGGGCAGUCGGUGAGCCUCGAGUCUCUGCACCGGCUGGAGGGCAAGGGUGGCAGGUGCCUCAAUUUCUUGCACAUCCCCAAGACCGCGGGCACGUCGGUCGAGGAGGUGUCCCUGAGGGCCACCUCGGCCCGCUCGGGCGGCCUCCGGGCAUGGGGCAUGCACGACGAGAGCCUGAGGUGUUCGUACCCCUAUCUCUUCAAGAGGGGCCUUGGCUGCAAGUUCCCGGGCCUGCCCGCUAACCAGUGGGGGAACCAGCAGCAGAGGUGCUCCGUGUGGCACACGCCCCCCGCUUGGGACGUGCAACUCGCGGAGGCCUACGCGGGCUGCACCACGUUCUGCAUCGUGCGGGACCCUGUGCAGCGGAUGGUCAGCGAGGCCUCUUUCAGGCUUCUCAACUGCAACUCGACGCAGUUCGACGAGUAUCUGCAGUCGUCGUUCCUGGAGCGCCAGAAGAGGGUGACAGCGAAUGAUUGCCAUCUGCUCCCCCAGUCCGAGUACGUGUACGGCGGCAAGUUUCUGGGCGAGCCUGGCAAUUACUGCCAGCGCGUGCUGAAGAUGGAGACUCUGUCAGAGGACUUCGCCAGAUUGAUGCAAGAAUUCGAGAUCGACGCAGAGUUGACGCACUCCGACACAUACGCGCACAAUUGCGACGUCAAGCUGAGUGAGGCUACCAAGGAGACGAUAUGGAACAUGUACGGACGCACCCUGGUGUGGACCCUUGCGAUCCAGACGCACGUCUCGAUCUCGGGGUCCUCCCUGCUCCAGCUGCGCUGGCCCGGCCGCGGGCGCAGGGCCCUGCUCAGACUGGCCGCCGGCUGCCUGGCGCUGCUGGCCACGCUGGGCAGCGCGUGCCGCGCGGCGCGCCUGUGCCUGGCGCAGCCGCGGCCCACGCUGCCGGCCCUCCGGAGCGCCGAUCCCCGGCGCCUGGCCAGCCGGCGCGCCUGGCUGGACGAGCUCCUGGGGCUCAGCGGCUCACGGAAGGACGACUCCGAGCACCCGGCCGCGAAGGACGCCGAGGUGGUGAACGUGGAGCGGAGAGGCGGAGAGGCAGGCAGCUCCGAGGAGGCGGAGGCGAUGAGGGCGUCGGCCAAGGAGCUGUUGUACGGCGUCCGGGAGCUCCUGGGCUCGCAGGAGGGCACCCUUCAGCGGGAGCUGAACGACCUCCGCAGCCAGAUUGGCGAUCUGGACGCGCGCUUCACCGGCGUGCAGGAGCAGUUGAUGGAGUCCGAGGAGCGCGAGGGCCUCCUGACAAAGCGCCUCACGGAGGCCCUGCGGAAGGAGCAGGAGCUCAGCAAGGCGGUGAGGAACGCCAAGGCCGAGUACGGCCGCCUGUCCAACGAAUUAGAGGGGCUCCAGAUGUCCGAGGAGUCCGUUCAGAAGGAUAUCGCAGAGCUGGUCGAAAGGCAGGGCAAGCUCAAGGAGGCUGGCGUGAAGGCGGGCAGGGAGCUGGCCGAGCUCAGGCCGCUGCAGGCGGAGCGCGAGCGGCUCGAGGCGCAGCUGCAGGACGGCCAGCGCCCGGCCCUCCUGGAGAGCCCUGCCGGGCAUUCCGUCCCCCGGGAGUUCUCGAGGCUGGAUGGCAAGAUGUACCGCUGCGUCCGUGUGUAUCGCAUCCUGGUCUACCUUCUCCGCUGCGGCUGGGACCGCCCCCGUCCGGCAGCCGACCUGGGCCAUGCAGUGGCUCGAACGUUUCCGAGGCCCUGUGCAAUUGGGGGGGUGUAG
This is a messenger RNA of Prorocentrum cordatum, 1875 nucleotides long. Lineage: Eukaryota; Dinophyceae; Prorocentrales; Prorocentraceae. The record is from the annotation of a GenBank genome assembly.